UCCGGCGUUUUCCGAUCACUUCCACGAGUUGAUAGAACGGGAAAAACCCUGCUUCUCCCAAGUGAAAAUCCAGAAUUGUUGGGUUGCAUUUGGAAAAGAUCUGAUUUUUUGAGAGAUCCGACUACCGUAAGAAGACAUCGAUUUAUCUGGGAAAAGAUAAAUUUGGUUUAUCACUCUAGUUUUCUGGACGAGGAAGGAAUAACUAAAGCUUGUGGGUGCCCCCUACUCCCUCUAAAGAGCCAUAUAAAGGAUCCUGCUCCAGCUUCUGAUCAAGAUAGUACCGAUAUUGUUGAUGAAGCCAUCACAUUCUUUCGUGCCAAUGUCUUCUUCCGAAACUUUGAUAUUAAGAGCUCAGCGGAUAAGCUCCUCAUCUAUUUGACACUGUACAUUAAUGUGGCUUUGAAUAGGCUCGAAGGUUGCAGAACUUUGGCUGAAGGAACGAAGGCGAUAAUCAACUUGGGUCUGGAAAAAGUUCAAGUUCCCGAAGAGUCUGGUUUUCCUUUUCCAGGCCUUUUCCCCCUUGCUCAGUAUCAGCAGGAAUCAGAACUGCUGAGGACUUAUCUGAAGCAGAUAAGGGAGGAAACAAGUGGGAGACUAUUAAGUGUUGCAUAUAGACCCAAUGGAACUCCAAAUAAAUGGUGGCUGGCUUUUGCGAAAAGGAAAUUUAUGAAUGUCAUUGCGCCUUGAAUAGUUAGUUUCAUGUGAAGACUACCCCAUCUAGUGAAUGCAAUAUUAUUAGUUGUGAACAAUGCCCGUGCGGUUGAUCUGUAAUACUAAUAUUCUUCUGAAGAGCAAAUCAGGGAGCAUCUUGCUUCUUGUAAGUGAGUAUAAAGUAAGAGCCAAGUUACUCACAAUGAUAUCAUUGAAUGAAUUAGUUGAACUAGGGUGUGCUGCACCCUUUUGCAAAUUGUGCAAUAUCUCACUUUAUGUAAAUGACCAAUUUUUCUCCGAUGAAAGUUUACAGUCUUCUUUUCGUUUUGACU
Messenger RNA from Carya illinoinensis, 983 nucleotides. Its product is annotated as actin-related protein 2/3 complex subunit 3-like. Gene Ontology annotation, biological process: Arp2/3 complex-mediated actin nucleation; regulation of actin filament polymerization. Gene Ontology annotation, molecular function: actin filament binding. The annotation marks the transcript as partial. Gene Ontology annotation, cellular component: cytoskeleton; Arp2/3 protein complex. NCBI's taxonomy places the organism in Eukaryota, Viridiplantae, Streptophyta, Magnoliopsida, Fagales, Juglandaceae. The record is from RefSeq and is a predicted model, not a curated record. The transcript has 5 exons.